AUGAAAUUAUUAUAUUUGUUAAUUUUGUUAAUUAUUUUAAUUUGUUUAUCUUUGCCGACAUUUACCCUUACAAUAAAUGAAACAUUGCAAUGGAGUAAUCAUAGUAAAAAUUAUGACAAUGAGAUGAAUAUUUGUCGGCGAAUAUUAUUUAAAACAGAUGAUAAAAUAUUCACAUUGCUAGCAUUUCCAAGUUUAUUUAUUUCAUUUAAUCUUAUCAUCUUAUCAUCGUAUUUAUUUGCUAUUACAAUGACAGAAGUACGAAAUGCUUUAUUAGAAACGGAAGAUAUUACACUUCAAAUAAUGGAUUCUAUAUUAGUUUGUUUAUUACCAACAAAUAUUAUGAAACGAAUUUGUUCAAAUGAUACUAAAAAUAUGCGUUAUAAAAAAAGUAUAUGA
This is a messenger RNA of Brugia pahangi, 396 nucleotides long. The record is from the annotation of a GenBank genome assembly. NCBI's taxonomy places the organism in Eukaryota, Metazoa, Nematoda, Chromadorea, Rhabditida, Onchocercidae.